AUGAUCAGCAGCUCUCACGUCCCAGCAGUGCCCCCCAAUGACUGGCGACCCCAGCUGGGAUUGCAGAAAGACGGGGAGGAGGGCAUUCAGUGUUGGGGUCAGGCUGGCAGGCUAAGUGAAAGGGCUGAAGGUCGUGGUUGGAGAAUGAUGGGAAAUUCUGGCAAGCGUGCAAUGGGCACUCACCCACCCAUCCACCCAGCCCAGCACCAUCAGCAGACCUGGGAGAGGCACCGAAAUGGCCAUUCACUGAUCCAUGGUGCCUCUUCAUUAACGAAGGAAUUUCUUGACUUGGGUCUAUAUCUUUACCAACAGAUCCUGCUGACUUACGAUGGCGGGGUAGUCUGUGGCGCCGUUUUACUCAAUCCCCAGUGGGUUGUCACCGCAGCUCACUGUUUGCAUGGUAAAAAACUGGAAUUGUUUCAUAUCAUUGCAGGUGAACACUUGCUCGAGACGGAAGAAGGCACUGAACAGGUGAGGAACGCAUCCCGGAUGAUCCUACACGAGAGGUACAAUGCAGAAACCAUCGACAGUGACAUUGCACUGCUCCAGCUCAGUGAUCCCAUCGAGCUGGAUGAUUAUGCAGUCCCGAUCUGUUUGGCGGAGCGGGAUUUUGUCUUACGGGAGUUGAACAGAAUCCGGUACUCCACGGUGACUGGCUGGGGGAGGCUGUACGGUGCAGGGAUCAUAGCGUCGACACUGCAGAAGCUCCAGAUCCCGAAGGUCCGGACCUCUGAGUGCCGCCGGACGACAGAGAGAGAAAUCACUCAGAACAUGUUCUGCGCAGGUUACCAGGACGCAAUGCUGGACUCAUGUCGAGGAGAUAGCGGGGGACCACUGGCCACACCCUACAAGGGCAGCUGGUUUUUAACCGGCAUUGUAAGCUGGGGAGAAGGGUGUGCCCGUGAGGGGAAAUACGGAGUUUACACAAAAGUAUACAAAUUCAUCGAGUGGAUACGGCAGUAUGUAAAUCAGGGCAGGCCAACGACCAGCCCAACUGUGUCGGAGAACCGGACUGAAUCGAUGAGAUAAAUGGUAAACACUUCUCAAACUACCUUCAUGCUGUUUUUGAGACAAAUGUGAAAUACAGGAUUGUAAUGUUUCAUCACGAGAAUUAAAAUCACAAAGUGUUGCAA
Molecule: messenger RNA, 1133 nt
Organism: Rhincodon typus (whale shark)
Lineage: Eukaryota; Metazoa; Chordata; Chondrichthyes; Orectolobiformes; Rhincodontidae
Product: coagulation factor IX-like
Exons: 3
Coding region: 1-1029 (342 amino acids)
Biological process (GO): proteolysis
Molecular function (GO): serine-type endopeptidase activity
Source: RefSeq, a predicted model, not a curated record